This is a messenger RNA of Zophobas morio, 1587 nucleotides long. RefSeq names its product meteorin-like protein. Lineage: Eukaryota; Metazoa; Arthropoda; Insecta; Coleoptera; Tenebrionidae. The coding region runs from base 118 to 1023 and encodes 301 amino acids. The record is from RefSeq and is a predicted model, not a curated record. The transcript has 5 exons. Gene Ontology annotation, molecular function: hormone activity.
GUUUCGCCGCCAACUUGACCGAAUCAGUUGCCGAUCGUCAACUGUCGAGAAAGCUCACGCCAGCCCACUUUGCGUUUGUUUACGUUUUUCGUGUGUGAUGGCAUCGAGUGUGCUGUGAUGUGGAUUUUCGUGAAGAUGUGGCCUCGGAUUUCUGUGAACAUGGUUUUUCUGGCUUUGGUGGGGUUUUCGUGCGCUGCCAUCAUGGGCGACGAGUGCGACUGGACAGGGAGUGGACUGAGCCCCUCUUCGACGGGCCGAGGCGUCACCCCCGUGUACCUGCGCUGCUCGGCGGGAAAGGUCACGUGGUUGUACCCCCGGGGCGCCCUGCGCGUGCUGCUGCGCCUCCCGGGCCAAGACCGCGAGUUCCGGGCCUGCAUCAAAGUGCAUUCCGACGGCAAGAAGGACCCAGCGGCUCGCUUGUUCCUCGAAGGGCCGCGCUCUCUUCUGCCGCUGUACUCGCACUCCGACGGUGGGAAUAAAGCCAUCAGGUGUUUCAACAGUAAGAAUGGCCAAGCAGCCAUCUAUGUGGAAGCCGCGGAUGUGGACGCGGUCACGAAGAGAGUGGCGGAAGUGGAUUAUGACCUGCAAGCUCUGCCCAAGGGGGUGCGGGGGUUCGACCCUACUGAAGAAUGUCGACCGUGUACAAGCGAGGAAUUGGCGCACGCAUUCUGCACCAGUGAUCUUGUGACUCGGGGCAUUAUCCACGGUGUGGAGAACCACGACGAGCUCGAGGUGUCCCAGAUGGCCGUCAAAGUGACGAAACUCAUCCGCCACACCGUCGACGACGCCUUCACCACCGACAACAGCAUCCCCGACGAGUCCGCGCACGACUCCCUCCAGGAAGUCACCCUGCACGUGGCGCAGCACUGCGGGGUGUCGCACGGGAUCGGCGAGUUCGUCUUCAUGGCGAGGCGCAAGCUGGGCGACCUCACCCUGCAGUGCGCCCCCCGGCUGGAGGACUGGGCCCUCCUGGUCAACCAGCUGUCCGAAGAGGGCAAGGCCCACUGCGUCUUGCGCAGUUAGCCCCCACUCACCAAAGUAACUUAAGUGCGCUUCUGUGAUCUGUACAUAUGUAAAGACUUGAAUGCGACGGUGCUUAGCAAAACUUAAGCCGGAUUUCAGGGGACUGCUGUGCAAUAGUUGGCAAUAAACGACCGUCCUGGAAUGUUUUGUGCUUGUACAUAGAGGUGCUCCACAUUGGAGCUUGGAUUCUUUAUUCGUGUAAUAUUCUGAGCUUCCAUAGAGUUAUGGUUAUUGAAUUCUUGGUGCCAAAAUAGAGCCGCUUUCUACAGUUUCACUUGACUAAUCCUGUACUUGUAAUUACUUUUGUAAAGUUGUCUUAAUUAUGUGUGUACAUAAAAGUAUUGUUUGGAUCUCACGUUGUGUAAAAAUGAAAUCUUAUUGUUCCUAGUACUGAAAAACUGGUAAGAUUUCGUUUUUUUAUUUUUAUGAUAGAGUUUUUAAAAGAUCUGUUGCUUAAGAAAGAAUGCCAUAAAUGACUUCUGUGUGGACAGAACGCUGUGAUAUGUAAAAUAUAUUUUUAUUGAAUUGUAUUGUUUGCAAAGAAAUAUAUAAAUUUUAAAUUAA